UUUUUUUGACUUCUCCCACAUCCAGACCACAGAGCAGCUGCCAAACGGCUGCGUUGGACAGCGGGGUGGCCGAGCCGGGCCCCUGCGGGCAGGGCAAGGGUGACAAUCGUGACAAUCCCUCCCCCAGAGGACAGGCACGGCCAGGGGAGCCCCCUGGGUGGCAGCAUGGGCGGUGGGAGAGCAGCAGAUCCAUGAAGAUCCUCGGAGCUGGGGCUCAGGAGCGAAGCUGCCCCGGCUGAGGCGGAUCCAGGAGCGGGAUCGUGGCUGGGAGAGCCCCCCAGGGCUGGGCAGUGCCAGGGGCUCCUGCAGGACCUGGAUGCUGGAGGAUGAUGCCGUGUGGGGUCGGUGGCCGGGUGGUGCUGGUGCUGAUGACCUUGUCCCUCAGCUUUGCAGCCGAGGAGCUGCUGUGUGCCUGUGACGUGCCCCACUGCAGCCAGCCCAACUGCACGGGCAAGGUGUGCUUCGUCAGCAAGAGGAGGGAGGAGGGCACCAUCACCCAGCACCGGGGCUGCUUCUCCCAGAACAUUCUGGAGCACUGCCACACGCCCAUCACGGAGCAGUACGGCAUGAGGUGCUGCAGCUUCCACAUGUGCAACGCCGAGCUGGAGAUCUUCCUGCAAGGAGAAGAUGCUCUGGUAAAGACACCUUCCCUACCCAACCUCCUCCUGAUGAUCUUCGUCCCUCUGCUCUCCCUCCUCGUCCUCGCGGCGCUCACGGCGCUCUUCUGCUGGAAGGUGGCCCAGCAGCGCCACAAGCACAGCGACUUCGGUGACACAGACCUCAUGCUGAAGGCAUCCAUGAUGGGAGACAGCACCUUAGAGGACCUGCUGAACGACGACUGCACCACGGGCAGCGGGUCUGGGCUGCCUUUCCUUGUCCAGAGGACGGUGGCGCGGCAGAUCACCCUCAUGGAGUGUGUGGGUAAAGGGCGCUACGGCGAGGUGUGGCGGGGCGUGUGGCACGGCGAGAGCGUGGCCGUCAAGAUCUUCUCCUCCCGGGACGAGCAGUCGUGGUUCCGCGAGACGGAGAUCUACAACACCGUCCUCCUGCGGCACGACAACAUCCUGGGUUUCAUCGCCUCUGACAUGACCUCCAGGAACUCCAGCACGCAGCUCUGGCUCAUCACCCACUACCACGAGAACGGCUCCCUCUACGACUACCUGCAGAGGACAGCCCUGGAUGUGGACACCUGCCUGGGCCUGGCCUCCUCCAUCAUCUGUGGCCUCGUCCACCUCCACGUGGAGAUUUUUGGCACUCAGGGCAAACCUGCCAUCGCCCACCGGGACCUGAAGAGCAGGAACAUCCUGGUGAAGAGCAACCGGCAGUGCUGCAUCGCAGACCUGGGGCUGGCCGUCAUGCACUCCCAGGGCAGCGAUUACCUGGACAUUGGCAACAACCCCCGGGUGGGCACCAAGCGCUACAUGGCCCCGGAGGUUCUGAGCGAGCAGAUCCGCACCGACUGCUUCGAGUCCUACAAGAAGACUGACAUCUGGGCGUACGGGCUGGUGCUGUGGGAGAUCACCCGGAGAACGGUGGUGAACGGCAUUGUGGAGGAGUACCGGCCGCCCUUCUUCGAUGCCGUGCCCAGCGACCCCAGCUUUGAGGACAUGAAGAAGGUGGUGUGUGUGGACCAGCAGACCCCCGUGAUCCCCAACCGCCUCUUCUCCGACUCGGUUCUGUCGGCGCUGGCGAAGAUCAUGAAGGAGUGCUGGUACCAGAGCCCCUCGGCUCGUCUCACCGCCCUGCGCAUUAAAAAGACCUUGAAGAAGCUCAGCAAUUCCGCCGAGAAGCCAAAAUUGGAGCAGUGAGCGCCGGGAACCGGACACCGGAGCCACUGACGGGCGGCACCGGGGACGGGAUGGCCCCGGUCACAGAGCAGCUCCUGCCUCUCCCACUCCUCCUUCGAGCCGGUUGAAUUUGCAAGCACGAAGAAAAAAAUAGGAAAAAAAAAAAAAAAAAAAACCACCAAAGGAGGAAUCUUCCACCCGGCCAUAAAAAUAUCCUUGGAUCCGUCAUCCGACACCGGCGCGUCUCGCUGUGCCGACAGGGAUGGCAGCUGGUCGCCCAGCCGGAGGGGCACGGGUGGCAGAACCACCCCCACCCCGAGGGGCACCGAUGGCAGAACCACCCCCAUCCCGAGGGGCACCGAUUGCAGAACCACCCCAUCCCGAGGGGCACGGGUGGCAGAACCACCCCAAACCGAGGGGCAGCGAUGGCAGAACCACCCCCACCCGAGAGGCACCGAUGGCAGAACCACCCACAGCCCGAGGGGCAGCGAUGGCAGAACAACCCCAAACCGAGGGGCAGCGAUGGCAGAACCACCCCCAGCCCUUGGGGCACCCACCCCGAGGGGCACCGAUGGCAGAACCACCCCCAGCCCUCGGGGCCCCCACCCAGCGCCGGCUCCACGCGGCCGCGGAGCUGCCCGGACCCGCCCGCCCAGCGCUGGCAGGAAUUCCCCGGCAGAGCCGCGGUGCCCGCUAGAGGAGGGAUGGGUUUCUUUGGCAAAGGUUGGCACAAGGGCAGCACCCCCUUGGAUCUGCACCCUGGAUUGUGGGGAUCCCAAAAAUGAGGCGCUGCCGGUGAACAGAGUGGUCCGAGCGUCAGGAUGGGGGUCCCGUGGUGAUCCUUCCAGGUCACGGAGUCAUUUGGGAUGACUUUUAAAGUCAUCAAUUCAAGCAGCCAGCGUCCCCCUUGCCAAAGAGGUGCCCUCUUGGCUCUUUGCCAAUAUUUUGGUGUUUUCUGAGGUGUUUUGGCUCGGCCAGCUUCAUCCCCAAUCGCUCCUCACCAUCCCAAAAUCCGCCCCAUGCUUGGAGAUGUUUGGACAUGACCAGGACGUUCAGCAGAACCAGCUUUGCCACAUAACUAUUUAAUUAUUAAGAUUUAAUAUAUUUAAUAAAGUGUAAAGCUAUUUUAUCACCUAA
Haemorhous mexicanus (house finch) is the source of this 2924-nucleotide messenger RNA. RefSeq names its product activin A receptor like type 1 (gene ACVRL1). Bases 327 to 1808 code for a protein of 493 amino acids. Gene Ontology annotation, molecular function: ATP binding; SMAD binding; transforming growth factor beta receptor activity, type I. The record is from RefSeq and is a predicted model, not a curated record. Lineage: Eukaryota; Metazoa; Chordata; Aves; Passeriformes; Fringillidae. Gene Ontology annotation, cellular component: plasma membrane; BMP receptor complex. Gene Ontology annotation, biological process: angiogenesis; heart development; dorsal/ventral pattern formation. The transcript has 10 exons.